Messenger RNA from Drosophila sechellia, 524 nucleotides. RefSeq names its product larval cuticle protein Lcp65Ad (gene Lcp65Ad). Gene Ontology annotation, molecular function: structural constituent of chitin-based larval cuticle. The coding region runs from base 75 to 401 and encodes 108 amino acids. The record is from RefSeq and is a predicted model, not a curated record. The transcript is spliced from 2 exons. Gene Ontology annotation, cellular component: chitin-based extracellular matrix. NCBI's taxonomy places the organism in Eukaryota, Metazoa, Arthropoda, Insecta, Diptera, Drosophilidae.
CACGCAUUGUCUGCACACUCCUCGAACCCAUCACUUGAGCCACCCAAUCCCCAUCAGCCACAUCCAGCUGCAAGAUGAAGUUCACCGUUGCCAUCGCCUUCACCUGUAUCCUUGCCUGCGCCCUGGCCGCUCCUCCAGCCAUCCAGCAGGAUGCUCAGGUGCUGCGCUUCGACAGCGAUGUCCUGCCCGAGGGCUACAAGUUCGCCGUGGAGACGAGCGACGGAAAGUCGCAUCAGGAGGAAGGCCAGCUGAAGGACGUGGGCACCGAUCACGAAGCCAUUGUUGUCCGCGGAUCCUAUGCCUAUGUGGGUGACGAUGGUCAGACCUACAGCAUCCAGUACCUGGCCGAUGAGAACGGCUUCCAGCCCGAGGGUGCCCAUCUGCCCAGGCCCGUUCAGUGAAUCCCAGGGAAUCCGAUUGAAAGUCAUUCGCCAAUCAAGUUCCAAUUCAGCGCAAAUGUGUUAACUAUGUCUAAGUUUCGCUUGAAGAACAUCAUAAUAUUAAAGUAACAUCAUUCAUUUCAA